Molecule: messenger RNA, 2637 nt
Organism: Talaromyces atroroseus
Lineage: Eukaryota; Fungi; Ascomycota; Eurotiomycetes; Eurotiales; Trichocomaceae
Product: Arabinanolytic transcriptional activator araR
Exons: 2
Coding region: 1-2637 (878 amino acids)
Biological process (GO): regulation of DNA-templated transcription; DNA-templated transcription
Molecular function (GO): zinc ion binding; DNA-binding transcription factor activity, RNA polymerase II-specific; DNA binding
Source: RefSeq, a predicted model, not a curated record
AUGUCGGCCGAAGACACGACGAAUUCUCCGCUGGAGGAGUCCCCAGAACCAGAGGACCAAGCCAUCGGUCCGGAGACGACUCCGGCAGAUGGCGUCAAAAAGCGCUGGCGUAGGAAUCGCGUUGCGUGCGACGCCUGUCAUACCCGUCGUGUAAGGUGUGACCGCGCGUUCCCAUGUUCGAGAUGCAUCGCAAGCCAGACGCAGUGCGAGCUUACGAGAGAGAGACGGAAAAGGGGGCGCAUACCGCGCAGUGAAUACUCACGUAGAGACAGUUCCUUUGUGGUGCAGGACGCACAGGAAGAAGCAGUCGAUGACCAAAAGGUUCGCGCGCAGAGGAAGUCUACCACCCAUCAGCCCGACUUCAUCAGCAUGGUCACAAAUCCUCCACCCACGGAGCAAAUUGCGCAAACUACUAAUUUCUCUCCCUCCGCUCAGACAUCGCCCGGUCAUCCACUACCUCCUUCUGCCCAGGGCAGUGGCGAACGCCAGUCACAGCUACAGCCGUCGCCUAGAGAAACGAUCAGGGAAGAUGGAAAAGCGGUUGAAGAUUGGAUGUCGAGUUCGAAUGGCUUUGUACAACAACCAUUCCCGUAUCCGAUCCUAGGAAAUUUAGGGCUGUCGGAUGGGUUCUUUGAUGUUUCUUUCGAUAUGAUGGGUAUGAACAAUAUGAACGGACAUCAGUUGUCGCGAUGCAGAUCGCGACAACCACGGAAUAACGAUCGACCUCAGCGGACAGGAGAGACUCCUCUGAAAUACCCUGUGCUAGCACCGCUGAUGCCUUUUCUGGAGCCGUACCUCUCGCGAGAUCUGGUCUAUGAUCUCCUUGAUCUGUAUUUCACGAGCGCUUUCUCAACAGCUAUGCACCCUGCCUGCCAUCACAUCCAUUGCUACGUUGUCCGGAAGUCGUCUUUCCUCAGCCGCGAAAACCCACGAGUCAGUAGUCCCGCCCUGCUUGCGAGCAUGCUCUGGGUGGCUGCACUUGAUGACCGGACAUUUUCCUUGUCGAUCUCUCCUCCAAAGCGGAAGAAACUCUGUCAAUUUCUAUGUGCAUUGACUGUACGAUUAUUACGGCCCUUGAUUCAUGUCUCGUUCAAAGAAAAUGAAAGCUUCCCCAUCAUCGAUAACGACCACAUAUUUCCUAGCGCGGCUCAUGAUCGGACCCAUUCUUUUGAAGGAGGCGGUGAUGACCGAGGCUUGGUCGGACCGGCUGGAUCAUUGGAUGAUGUGGUUACUUAUAUCCAUGUAGCUUCAAUUAUAUCUUCCAGUGAGCAAAAAGCAGCUAGCAUGCGAUGGUGGCACGCUGCUUUUACCCUAGCAAGAGAACUACGACUCAACCAGGAAGUCGAAGCAACCUCAAAUCUUAAUAGCCCAGUAGACAGCUCUAAUGUACCUUUCGAAUUUGCCGAGGGCACUUGGUAUGGCACAAGCCGCAAUGGGGCUAAUUGGGACUUUCUCCUUCCCUCUGGUCGAGCAAACUUGAACUGUGUAUGCACACAGCAGCAACAUCGACCUAAUCUUAUGACGGAAGAACACCGCGAAGAACGUCGUCGAACUUGGUGGCUUCUAUACAUUAUGGACCGCCAUCUAGCACUAUGCUACAACCAUCCUCUCGCAUUACUCGACGCAGAGUGCGAUGAUCUCCUUUUGCCUCUCGAAGAAGGGCCUUGGCAGGCCGGUGAUAUACACAGCAAUAGUUCCAAGGCCGACGGCCCUCAAUGUCCCGUGUCUGGCGAUACAAACAGACGGCGAUGUUUUCCGAAUUUCACGUGCAACGACCACUCGGUAUUUGGCUUCUAUCUACCUCUGAUGGCCAUCACUGGAGAGUUGAUCAACCUCAACCAGGCUAAGAAUCACCCGAUGCUGGGUACCCGUCUUCAAGGCAAGGAUACAUGGGAUGUGCAAGUGAAUGAAGUCCUGCGUCAGUUGGACACAUACAAAGCAACACUACAAGCCUUUGCAACCCACUAUUCCCCAACUACCGCCGUCCCGCCGACAUCACCGCCUGUACCACCACUCGCACAACAGCCACCGGGACCGAGUCAACCGCAGCAGCAGACUACACUCACACCACCGAUGCUUAAUGAACCAGCAGGUAUUGAUGAAAUAAGCUAUAAAUCAUAUCAUUCAUGGCACACGCAAACUGUCGUUGCAUACGCCUCUUACGUUGUGCACGUACUACAUAUUCUCUUAAUGGGCAAAUGGGACCCGGUAUCUCUACUAGAAGACAAAGACUUUUGGACAUCAUCGCCAACAUUUGCAUCAACAAUAUCGCACGCCCUAGAAGCCGCAAACACUCUCGAGCGGAUCCUCCACUACGACCCUGACAUCAGCUUUAUGCCAGAUUUCUUCGGCAUCCAGCUUCUACAGGGAAGCUUCCUGCUGCUACUCAUUGUAGAGCGGCUGCAGAAUGAGGCCGGCGAAGGUAUUCUGAAAGCUUGUGAAGUGGUGAUUCGCGCGACCGAGUCCUGCGUUGUAACUCUGAACACUGAGUAUCAGCGCAAUUUCAGGCAGGUCAUGCGUAGUGCUGUGGCACAGGCACGAGGGCGUCCCGUAAAUCAUAGUGAAAUCUGGCACCGUCGAAAAGCCGUAUUGGCGUUGUACAGGUGGACUAGGAAUGGGACGGGGUUGGCUUUGUAG